Messenger RNA from Bactrocera neohumeralis, 3748 nucleotides. RefSeq names its product alpha-tocopherol transfer protein-like. The transcript has 4 exons. Gene Ontology annotation, cellular component: membrane. Lineage: Eukaryota; Metazoa; Arthropoda; Insecta; Diptera; Tephritidae. The record is from RefSeq and is a predicted model, not a curated record. Gene Ontology annotation, molecular function: phosphatidylinositol bisphosphate binding. Bases 300 to 1268 code for a protein of 322 amino acids.
GUUUUGCAGUUAGUUUGCAUUUACGUUUCGAACAUAAUGUUGGCAUUAUUUAAGAAAACACAAACAUCAGGGAGAAAAAACCACAGUUAAGACUUUAGAAAAACAAAAAACAGGCAAGAUUUAAAAGAGAGGGAAUUUUUUUAAAGUAUUUGCAAAAGAACCCCUUUGAAUUAAAUAACAUUUUAAAUCACCGUCAAUCAGAAAAUCCAGAGCAAAAACAUUUGAAAAUUUCUUUUGGCCCAGCAAAAUUGUGUACUUACGAACAUUUCCGGCACGCGUACAAAUUCUCCAUACAUAUAAUGUCACAAAUUCGCCCACUGGCACCCGAGCUGGCUGCGGUCGCGCGCACCGAACUCAAUGAAGUCGAAACAGAUAUUGCCAGCAAAAUUAUAGAGCUGCGCCGGUGGAUUGAAGAACAGCCAUAUUUGACGGCGCGGACCGAUGAUCAAUUCCUUGUGGGCUUCCUGCGUUUCUGCAAAUACAAUAUGGAUGACGCGAAGAAACGUAUCGACUACUAUUAUACAUACAAAACAACAGCUGGCGAUUUACUUAAAUCUCGACGCAUUGACGAUAAAGUAUUUGGCAUUUGUCGUGCGGGCAUAUUCGCCACACUACCCAAACCAGUGGGUCCAGGCGGUCCGCGCAUACAUUUCACACGUAUGGGUCAAAUUGAUACCUCCCUAUAUACGGCCAAAGAUAUCUUCCGUUUCAUAAUGUUUCGUUCUGAAAUUGAGGCCAACACCGAUGAUAAUUGGAUUAUUAGUGGUGUGCUUGAAAUAAUCGAUUUUUCGAAAAUUCCAUAUGCAUUGUUGCGUCAAUUCGAAGCGAAUUUAUUCAAAAAGAUGGCCGCAUUCUUAGAAUAUGGCGUACCCACCAAUCUGGUGGGCACACACAUCGUAAAUGCUUCCAUGGAUGCCCAAAUCAUAUUGAAUUUGGUGCGUCUGGUUAUGAAACAAAGAGAAUUGCUCCACAUACACUCUACGCUGGAGUCACUGCAGAAGGCCAUUGGCAAGGAGUAUCUGCCCGUCGAAUAUGGUGGUAAUAAUGGCACCUACGAAGAAGCCAUGACAAAUUUCGAACAACAGCUCAACGAUUUUAGCGAUUAUUUCGAUGAGGAUGAAAAGUAUGGCGUCGAUGAGACAUUGCGACAAAUUGAGCCAACAGUUGGUCCGGCUGCUAAUAAGACGCCGCCCACACCAGUCUCGCCGCCAUCGCCUAAAUGUGUGAGUGUACCUGAAGAGUCUUUUCGUAAAUUAAAUAUUGAUUAAAUUAAAGCAAAAGUUAUAAAACGGAAUAAACUAACUAAUACAAGAAAAGAACAUUAUAAAAUUAAAAAAAAAUAAAUAAAAUAAAAUAAAAAGCUAAAGUAUAAAUAUAAAAGAUAAUGUGAAAUAAUCCAGAACCAAAUUAUUACAGCUGCAUGAACAGCAACGAAAAUAACUUUGCAGCAUUUUGCGUUUUUUGUGCGUUAGUUAAAAAGUGCAAAAAAUAAAAACAAAAGUAUAAACUAAAAUUGAACAAACUAAAAAGCAACAGUUCGUAAAUAAUUUACUGCGUAAAUAUUAAAAAACAAAAUGUUUUAAACGAGAAUAUGCAAUUUAUUUAGCGACUUGUUAUAUUUAUAACAAAGUUUUCAUGCACGAAGGCAACAAACAACAUAACGGCACAGCCAACACGAGCGAUAAGUUAACAGUAAAAAUCUGAAAGUAACGGUAUAUAGAGCUAAAAGCAACGGAACAAAUGCAACUAUUGCAAUUAUUUUCUCGAAUGUUGGCGUCGUAAUCACAUAACAGUUGUAUGUAGUAGUAUAUGGUAUAUGUAUAUAUAAAGAAAUAUGUAUACUAUAUAUACCUACAUAAUACAUAGAGAGAAGCUAUAUAUUAUAUACUGCAUAUAUGAAAAUAUAAACUAAUUUUUAAAAGCUUCAUUUAUAUUAAACAAAGUUAUUUUUGGGAAAGAUUUUUCAUGGAUGUAUGUAUAUAUUUAAAAGUGAAGCUAUUUAUGUAUAUGGUGUAUGUUUUUGGAAAUGGUAAAUAACGAGAGAAAUUAAAAAUUUUGAACAAAACGAAACUAUAUUAAUACAAAUGCAGACAACAUACACAUAUUAUAUACACAAAAAAAAAUUGAGAAAAGAAAUGUGAAAGUGUACAUUGUAAAUCACUCAUUUUAGAUAUAUAGUUAUUAUAUACAUAUAUAUAUUGUGGUGUGUUUAUCAUUACCAUUUUAAGUAAAACUAAAAAACUAAUUAACAGUUUAAAUAUUAAUUGUAUGCAAAUACGCGAAUUCCAUUUUUUGUGUGAAAAUUGUCUUAAACCACUAGGCAUUUAAUUGUUAAACGUGUUCGAAAUAUUGCCUAUAUAUAUAAACUUACAAAACCGUUGAGAUUUUUAACUAAGUUAAAUAUUUUUCCCUCUGAACCUUGGGUACAAUUGUGCGUGUUUUUUUUGGUUUUUAUUUGGACCAAAUUGGUUUUGAUUUUCAUUUAUUUCGUAUAAACAAAAUCAUUUAAUGUGCAUAGCAUCCACAUACAUACAUACAUAUAUGUGAUUUUUGAUAUUCUGUGAACGAAAUUAAAGAAAUAAAAAUUUAAUUUAAAUUUUUUUGGUAAGCAAAAAUAUGCAAUUUACGAGUAAACAGAAAAUUAAUAAGUAUUAAAUACUUUAAAAAUUAAAGAAAUAAAAAUUUAAUUUAAUUUAAAAAAAUUUAAUGGGAAAAAUUUAAUUUAAUUUUCUUUUGCAAGCAAAAAUAUGCAAUUUACGAGUAAAAUAGUUUUAAUUUUUUUUUGCAAGCAAAAAUAUGCAAUUUACGAGUAAAAAGAAAAUUAAUAAGUACAAAAUACCUUAACACUUUUGAUGUAUUUAAAAAUGUGUUUUCUUAAAAUUUAUUUGUGGCUUCUUUGCGAUUUUUUGACUGUCAAAUAUCUUCAAUUUUUCCAAAAUAAUUUCUAAGAACGCUUUCGAUGUAUGUAUUUAACAAUUUUUUUGAUUAUAGCAUAAUAUUGAACUUUUGCAAUAUUUAUAAUCGUGGAUUAAAAAACUUUAACCACAAAUAAUUUUUUAAUAUAUGUACUAUAUACAUAUAUUUUUUAUUUCAUAUAUUUGACAUAUUAACAGAUUUAAAAUAUUUACAUUACAAAUAUACUUACAUACAUAACAUGUAUAUUAAUAGUUAAUUUCAUUAAGAGUGGUAUUCGUAAUUGCAAUUUUAGUACGGUUUACGGGCCUGAACCAUAUUCGACCAUAUAUACAUACAUACAUAUGUACAAUUGUAUUUUUUGUACGCCUUAUACUAUGAAUCACACCUUAUCAUUAUUAUAAUAGCUUCUGGAAAUAAUGUAGCUCUUUUGUUUUAAUCUGUGUAUACACGACAUACUAAAAAUACGUACGGUACAUACAUACAUACAUACAAACAUAUAUAUACAAGUAUAUAAUAAAAACAAACGUAUUUUGAGGCCUUUCGAUUAAUUGCCGUUGAAAAUAAUUCGCGUUAAACUUUAGUUCGCUAAUCGCAUUCUCGAACCAAGCAAACACUAACAAGUGAGACACUUAAAAUUUCAAUCGAUAAGCAUGAAUUGCUUUCCUAGGUAACAAAAAAAAAUAUUUGAAUUAUUAUUGUUUAAAUACAUAAAUGACGAGCAGUCUGGCGCGGGGACUACUUUCUUAUCUUUUUUGCUUGUAAGAUUUAACAGUGCUAUAAAAAUAUUAAACUGAGACUUAGAUUAAAUGAAGGUGAAUAUUUUAUGCCAAAA